AUGCAUUUGUCGGUGAUUUCCCCGAUACGGACGACGAAGAAGCCGCGCGUGCCGAGGCGAACCGUAAGCGCAAUGCCAAGAAGAAGGCCGCCAAGAAGAAGAAGUUUGCGGCGAACAUGUUGGAAGACAGCGAAGAGGACAGCAAGGCCAAGGGUAACAAAAAGUCGAGCCCUGCCACGACGGACCUGUCGUCCAAGCUCGACACCAGCAGCACGAAAAAGGAAAAGAAAAAGGCGGCUGCGGCCGCCGCAAAGGCCGCGUCUCAAGAUGCUGCUCCAUCCGUCGAGGACCCCACGGCCAACGACGAUGGCUGGGAGACCGUGCAAUACAAGAAGCGCGGGUCCAAGGCCAACGUUACCUCGUCCUAAAUGCGUGGUUCGACAUGUUUUGCGUCUUCGCAUGGGGCGUGGUGGACUGCUUGUAAGGGCCAUGUCGCCUGUUAGAUGUAGACUUUGGCAUGGCUCUGCUCGAGGCCCCUGUCGGUAUGGCGAGCGAAACAGCAAGGACUGUAAUUUAGAACUGACCCACAGUAGUAGACUCACUGAAAUCAUCCGCCUCGCGUUCCUUUCUGGAGUGCUCUACAGGGACGCCAUGGUCGGCAGAUCCCAUGAGGUAGUCUACAAAUGGAUGCCACAUGCACGACUUGUUUCAACAGCGGUUUCGUAG
Messenger RNA from Aphanomyces invadans, 666 nucleotides. RefSeq lists its product as hypothetical. The record is from RefSeq and is a predicted model, not a curated record. The coding region runs from base 1 to 666 and encodes 221 amino acids. The transcript has a single exon. NCBI's taxonomy places the organism in Eukaryota, Oomycota, Saprolegniomycetes, Saprolegniales, Verrucalvaceae.